Molecule: messenger RNA, 2694 nt
Organism: Lodderomyces jiufengensis
Lineage: Eukaryota; Fungi; Ascomycota; Pichiomycetes; Serinales; Debaryomycetaceae
Gene: PLC1
Product: phosphatidylinositol phospholipase C
Exons: 1
Coding region: 1-2694 (897 amino acids)
Biological process (GO): phosphatidylinositol-mediated signaling; lipid metabolic process
Molecular function (GO): phosphatidylinositol-4,5-bisphosphate phospholipase C activity
Source: RefSeq, a predicted model, not a curated record
AUGAAUUCAACUUUGGAUGAGCUACAUAAAGUAACAUCCAUAGAUAGUGGUGAUGAUAGUGGAAACAACAAUUUAAAUUCAAGAUCAUCAUUUGAUAAUCCAGGAUUAUUAAAAAAAAUUUCGUCACCGAUUAUAUCUGAUUUACCCAACAUUUUCAGUAAUUUAAGAUCUAAUGAAGAAAUUAAAUCAAAUGGAUCAAGUAAUGGUAAAAGUUUUUUGAAAAAGAUUAUAAGUGGUAAUAGUAGAUCAAACGAUAAUUUAAAUGAAGUACCAAAUGGACAAUAUUCUGAAUUAGAUAGACUUAUAAACUCAACUAACCCUAGUGGUGAAGAUGUUUUGGAAUUACAUCCUGAUAUUUCAAAAUCAAUUGGUCAUGUUAAAAUUCCUCAUAUAUUCGAUACAGAAGGUAUGCCAUUGUUGAAAAUAUCACAUAAAUCUAAAAAGAGAAUUCUACUUUAUAUUGAUCCUACUAAAUUUAUAUUCAGUUGGAAAUUAGCAGCUACUACAAUGUUACAAAGUAGUAGAAUCUCAUCACAAAGAAUUCAUGAAUUUACACUAGAUGAUAUUAAACUUUUUUAUACUCAACAACAAGGUUCAAAUUAUAGAGAAGAAUUAAGAAUCUCCAAAGAGUUUGAAAAUAAAUGGAUGACUGUUAUAUAUUACAACCAAAAAAAGGGCAAUUUAAAGAUGCUACAUCUAAUAGCUGAUACUGAACAUGAUUUCAAAAAAUUGAGUUCAACUAUCAUGAAUUUGAAAGAGUUGAGAUAUCAUCUAGCUAAAGAUUUUUUAGUUGAUUUGAAAGAUUUAAAUGAAGCUCAUAUUAAAUUGAUUUUGAAUCGAGAUGAAUCUCAAAAGCAAAUUCGGGAAUCAUUAACUUUUAAUGAUAUUUUAAAGUAUGCCAAGAGAUUAAAUAUAAAUAUUAAUAAAAAGUAUUUGGAGUCAAUAUAUAAUCAAGUAUGUGAAUCAGAUGCAGGUUUAAAUUUUGAUCUAUUCAAGACGUUUGUUUCUAUACUAAAACAAAGAGAUGAUUUACAUCAAAUUUGGAAAAUUCAAUCAGAUUCAAAUCCUAAUGGGAUCACUUUUAACAAUUUUAAGUAUUUUUAUAAAAAAAUACAACAUGAAACUGGAGAUGAAGAUACAAUGCAAUUGAUAUUUGACAGAUUUCAAGUAGGUGGAUAUUGGUCGAUCGAUGAAUUGAAUAACUAUUUAUUGUCAAGUUUUUGUAAUCCAAUUAUAAAUGUUGAAUCCGAAAAUUAUUUUACUUACCCACUAACUGAUUACUUUAUAUCAUCAUCACAUAACACUUAUUUAACGGGAAGACAAGUUGUUGGUGAUUCCUCGAUUGAUGGAUAUGUUAGAGCUUUACAAAGAGGGUGUAGAUGUAUUGAAAUUGACGUAUGGGAUGGACCAGAUGAGGAAAUUGGUGAAGAAUCAGAACCUGUUGUUAAUCAUGGUAGAACGUUUACAAGAUCAAUAAAGUUCUCAAAUGUCAUUAAAACGAUUCAAAAAUUUGCAUUUAUUACAACUCCAUAUCCAUUAAUUAUAAGUUUAGAAAUUAAUUGCUCUUCAUCAUAUCAAUUAAAAGUGGUUUCCAUUUUGAAAGAAACUUUGGGAACAAGUAUGAUAACUUCACCAGUAAAUAAUCAAUCUAUAUUGCCAUCACCUGAGGAAAUGAAACAUAAAUUUUUGAUAAAAGCUAAAAAGACAAGUCCAUUUAGUAAUUUAAUUGAAACAGAAGGUGGAAGUUAUACUACUUCUACUACAUCCACCACAACUUCAUUCAGUGAAGAUAAUGGAUCUUCAAAAUCAAGUACAAAUUCAGCUUUUAGUUUCAAGAAAAAAUCAAAAGUUCCUAAAAUAAUAGAUCAAUUAAGUGAUUUAGGAAUAUAUAUUCAAGGUAUAAAAUUUAGAAAUUUUUCAUUACCAGAAUCUAAGAUAUACAAUCAUUGUUUUUCAUUAAGUGAAAAAACAGUAGAUAAAAUGUUAAAAGAUGAAGUUAAAAAAACAUCAUUAGAUAAACAUAAUAGAAAAUAUUUUGUAAGAGUUUACCCAUCAAAAAUGAGAUUAAAGUCAACAAAUUUUAAUCCUAUAAUUUACUGGGAACAUGGUGUUCAAAUGGUUGCAACAAAUUGGCAAACUUAUGACUUAGGUCAACAAUUGAAUGAAGCUAUGUUUGAAGGUGUUAAUAAGAAUGGGUAUGUUUUGAAACCUCCAGAGUUACGUAAACCAAUUAUAAAAAGUUCUAAAUUUUACAAAUUAUUGAAACCUGAACAUGACAAAAUUAAAUUUAAUUUUACUAUUAUUAGUGCUCAUCAAUUACCCAAACCCAAAGAUGUUUUAGAUGAUAUUAUAAAUCCUUUUGUUUCAUUUGAAAUUAUUGGUGUUGAUUCAAUAAAAUGGGAUUCUCCAUCUAUGUCACAACAAACUACAUCACUUGUAUUAGAUAAUGGAUUUAACCCAAUUUGGAAUGAAAAAUUUAGUGGAAUUAUAAAUGGAUCAAAAGAUUUUGUGUUUGUGAAAUUUAUUGUAAAUUCUGUUGUAUCAGAUAAAUCAGAAAUUCAACCAUUAGCACUUUUAGUUAUAAAAUUAAACUAUUUAAAGCAAGGUUAUAGAUAUUUAUUUCUCAAUGAUUUAUUUGGAGAACAAUUGGUAUAUUCUUCAUUAUUUGUUAAAAUAUCUUAUGAAUUUGUAUAA